This is a messenger RNA of Myotis myotis, 3875 nucleotides long. RefSeq names its product zinc finger protein 396-like. The transcript is spliced from 3 exons. The record is from RefSeq and is a predicted model, not a curated record. Lineage: Eukaryota; Metazoa; Chordata; Mammalia; Chiroptera; Vespertilionidae. Bases 401 to 1666 code for a protein of 421 amino acids.
UCUAUGGAAAUAUACCUUCUGCUGCUCUGCAGCCCUGUGCCUCCAUGGUCCCCUUCAUUUCCAAAAUUUCUAAAAUUUCCUAAACCUGUCCCAUUUUAUCCCUAAAAUUCCUGUGCCAUCUCGAGACCAUUUCUUAGAACUCUUUGCAGCAGGCUGGAGAAAAUUAACCGGCCCUUUGAGCCUGUCCCAGAGGCAUAGCUUUCCCCAGGCUGCCCUGUGCCUGUGUGCCCGGAGCUCCUAUGCCAUCCUGGCUGGUCUCUCAAUGUGCUGUUUACAGGAAGUCAGCCUGUGGGCAUGGUUUUCAGGAUAAAGUGGGAGUUACUCAUGCCUGUGAAUGGAUGCGUUCACUUGAUCCUUGAGCUCUUUGAUUCUCUUAAAGAAGGGCGUAUUCUUUGAGAGCAUGAUGUAUGUGAAGAUGAAGAGCAGUACUUUACGGCCAGUCUUGUUUCUAGUCCUAAUUGUUUUGUUCUCAGGAGCAUUUACAGUCUUUGUCUUGUUCCACUUGUUUCUUUCGUCUCGUUUAAGGAGAGCUCCCCCUCCUGGAGAAGUAAAGCCUGGCCGUCCUGAGCCCUGCGCGCCAAUGUCGGCACCAACGCGCCUCCCACCAGCUGCCGAGGCGCCCGACUGCAUCGAGGUGGUGAAGAUGGCAGGGAAGGAGGAGGCCUGGGACCCGGAACCCGGCCUGCCCCGCAGGGGCCGCUCCAGCCCCGAGGCCUUCCGCCAGCGGUUCCGGCAGUUCGGCUACCAGGAGGCCCCCGGGCCGCGGGAGGCCCUGGGCCGGCUGCGGGAGCUGUGCUGGCGGUGGCUGCGGCCCGAGGUGCACACCAAGAGGCAGAUCCUGGAGCUGCUGGUGCUGGAGCAGUUCCUGGCCGUCCUGCCCGCGGAGCUGCAGGCCUGGCUGCGCGCGCACCGGCCGGAGAGCGGGGAGGAGGCCGUGACGAUGCUGGAGGAGCUGGAGGAGGAGCUCGACCGGCCGGCGGGGCUCGAUGGGCCCGCAGAGCAGGUUUGGGGACAAAAUGCAGAGGACGUGGCAGCUCAGGAAAUCACUCGGGAGUCGCCAAGUGGCCCACCCCAGCCUGCGAUGCCCCAGCCUGCGAUGCCCCAGCCUGCGAUGCCCCAGCUGACGUGCCCAUCGCGGGAGCGCCACUCCUCCAGGCCACGCGAUGAGGACACUAGAACUCAAAAUGUGAAAUCAGCUUCGAGGCAAAAGACUUCUUCGGGCGUAGAACUGCAUGGCGAUGUCCCUAACACCGUUCACAGGAACGCUUCCCAGAGUUCCACAUCCAGAGGAACCGGCAGCCAAGAUGGCACGUUGGAUAGAAGAUACAGAAAUCCUUCUCGGAAGAAGCAGCGCAAGUGUGACGAGUGUGGCAAAACCUUCAGUCAGAGCUCAGCCCUCAUGCUCCACCAGAGGAUCCACAGCGGAGAGAAGCCUUUCGCGUGUGACGUGUGUGCAAAGGCUUUUAGCCGGAGCGCAGUCCUCAUUCAGCAUCGGAGAAUCCACACCGGGGAAAGGCCCUACCAGUGCCACGAGUGUGGGAGAGCCUUCAGUCAGAGCUCGAAUCUCUUCAGGCACAGGAAAAGCCACACGUGCAUUGGUCCUGGGAGCGAGUCAAAGCAUCCACUCAAAACUUUCUCAACAGAGGAAGACACAAGGCACCAGUAGCUCAAUAGUGUCGAUCACUGGUCUUAAUGAGCAGGGUCCUCUCAAAGGUCACAAAGGAGAGAAUACAGGCCAUCUUAUGUCAGCCUUGUUUGCUUUCUGGCUACUGUAUUGAUAAGCAGAAAAGCAGACAAGGCUGAAUUGAACUUCUGAUUUCCAUCCGGAGAGUAGCUCUUGAAAGACAUUCUCAGACACGUUCUAUUUCUGCUCUUUGCACCAACGAUGACAUAGUACAGUGGCCCCUCGAACCCUGGUUUGAACAGCACAAGUGUACUUUAUGUACAUUUUUCUCCGUACGUAUCCAGUUGGCCCUCUGUAUUCCUCGGCUUCAACCAACCACAGAUUGAGUCUGCAGAUGCAGGGGCCAACUGUGUGCAUUGUUCUGUGCCAUUUCAUACAAGGGAAUUGAGCACCUGCCAAUUUGGGUAUCUACUGGGGGUGGGGGUGGGGGUGGGUAGGUGAGCCUGGAACCAGUCCACCGCAGAUACUGAGGGACGACUGUGUAUUUCUUUUUAGACAAAUGCAUGUCCCCUGUUGAGAAAGAAUGUGAGUUACUCCGUAUAAAAACAGAUAAUCUUUUCCAUUUCAUACCGUAAGUAUGGGAGUUCUCAGACCAAAGAUGAAAGCACUUUUUAAACAUUUCUCAUUUUGCUUUCUGUUACUAGAUUUUAAAUAUGAGAAUAGGAUUGAGGAGGCCCAAGAGAAUAUGUACCUCAAGAUCUAGGCUGAAACGCCCAGGGUCAUUGUCAGGAGGCUGGUGAGUAAAGGGACUUAAUCUCUUACGAAAACUCACAAGAGCAUAUACAUUACUGAUGAGACUAAGAAAUUUCCUGUGUAGGAAAAAGAAUAAUCUCCUUUACAAUGUAAUUUGGAGAUCACUCAGUGAAGACAGUAAGAUGACUACACGUCUUCAGGGAGUGGCUUCGGCCUGAGGACUGUUCUGGUAAUGAGGUGGGUUGUCUAUGCUUAUGUAAGGUUGAUGACCCUCUUAAUGGGAAGGGAAGGAAAAGGGAGAUGAAGAAAAGACUCCAGAUGAGCCAGCUGAUGCCUGCCCCUCUGGCUUCCUCCUGGCCCCCUUUAGCUGUGACCGUGUUUCAGGCACCACAAGGCAGCCUUGUCAGGGUCCUCUACGUUCUUAAUAAGAUGAUCUUCCAGACAAACGUGUGCAAAAUGGGACCCCGGAUUUUGACGCUCUUGUACGAAUGAAACCACGGAAGUCAAUUUAGAGUCCGCCAAAGUUUUACCCACUUCAGUCAGAUUCCCUGUACAAAUGUAAAAUGGCCGAUGUGUGUGUUAUUAACGUAUCCUGACAGGAUGCUACAGGCCCUCCCCUUUCUCAGGGAGUCUGGGUAAGACUGUUCUGGGAAUGUAUGUAUCGCUGUGUUUCCCUGGCGUCACAGUGACCCCACAUGGAGAACUCUGCUGCGGGGGGCUCCUCACGAAGCGGAAGCGUGCCAUCAGAAGGUCCAGCUGUGUCCCGUGCUUAGAAUCACCCCAGACACAGAGGUGGGGUCCCUGAGCUCCGCUUACUCCAUUCAUAAGAUUAGUAGGGGAGAAGUAAAUGUGAGCUUUAAUUCCGGAAUCUGCUGGUGGCGAUUAUAUUUUCUAGUUCUGGGGCAUAUGGCUAUAUAUUGAGUUCUGUAUAUUUUCCGUUAUUAAAAAUGUAGGGAUUCUUGGUUUGGUGCCGGCCUCUAGUUAAGAGAGGAAUAAGCCAGCUAUUAAAGCAGCAAAUGCCUCCGAGGGUGUGUCCUGCGAGCCACUGCUUAGUGACGGGAAGAGUUCCUGGGCGCCCUGUGCAUAAAGGGACCGUCUGCAUCACGUAUCCCGGGGACGCGUCUGCACGUGGCGCUGCCGUGUCUGCACGUGGCGCUGCCGUAAACCUGACAGAGUUGCAUCUGUUCAUGGUGGUCGACCUGCACUUCACCCGAAAGUGAUGCGGAUCAUCUUAUCAAAGUGCAUGGUGGUCUCCAAAGGGCGUUGCUGAGUCCUGGGAGUUAUUUUGCACGCACAGAGAUCUCGUAAUGAGGAGAUGCUGGCUUAUCUCAGUGGAGAAUUACUGUGACUGGGGCUAACGUUGGUAAGAAUUGGCAUGCUGAGAGCAACUAAGAUGGCGGCAUAGGUAAACACCGGGAAAUUAUUGCCUCACACAACAAUUGAAAAUUACCCCAAAGGACUGAGAAAACAUCAUCCAGAACAACAGGAAGGCUGGCUG